CUGAUGCAAUAGCCUACUGGAAGAUAGUGAAGGAAGCCAGUGUGAGGAAAAGCCAGAUAAAGUAAGCUACUCACCAAACCCAGAAGAUCACGGUUUUCCCCCCUCUACCAUCUUAUUCUAGUCGAUAGGUAACUGAGUAUGCCAGUUGUCAGAGCCCUGAGUAAGGUGGUGAAGCAGGCCCUGCUGACACCCGCGUGUGGAUGUCAGCCUCUGGCCGUGGCAGUACGUAACAUCAGCUUCUCUCCACGUCAGGUCACCUCUGGGUCAGAUGCCAGCUUUCACUCGGUUUCCUUCUCUGAGACGGACCACCCCAAAGUUCUCAUCACAGGUGGCCUUGGGCAACUGGGGGUUGGGCUUGCUAAACUGUUGAGGAGACGAUUUGGAAAAAACAAUGUGAUCCUUUCGGAUAUCAGGAAACCACCAAGCCACGUCUUUCACAGUGGACCCUUCAUCUACUCUGACAUUCUGGACUACAAGAACUUGCGAGAGAUUGUGGUAAAUAACAGGAUCACCUGGUUGGUGCAUUACAGUGCUCUUCUGAGUGCUGUCGGGGAAGCUAAUGUACCACUGGCACGAGCAGUCAACAUCACCGGUCUACACAACAUCCUUGACAUUGCAGCAGAACAUGGGCUUCGGCUAUUUGUCCCUAGCACCAUUGGUGCUUUUGGACCCACUUCACCUCGGAAUCCCACUCCUGACCUAUGUGUACAGAGACCACGAACAAUUUAUGGUGUCUCCAAAGUCCAUGCUGAGCUAAUGGGGGAGUACUACCACCACCGUUAUGGCCUUGACUUUCGCUGUCUGCGGUACCCUGGCAUCAUCUCAGCAGACUCUCAGCCCGGUGGUGGCACAACAGACUAUGCUGUGCAAAUUUUCCAUGAUGCCGUCAAGACUGGGAAGUUUGAGUGCAACCUAAAGCCAGACACUCAGUUGCCCAUGAUGUACAUCGAUGACUGUCUGCGGGCCACUCUGGAGGUUAUGGAGGCUCCAGCUGAAACGCUCAGUAUGCGGACCUACAACAUCAAUGCCAUGAGCUUCACUCCCGAGGAACUCACUGUGGAGGUCCAGAAACAGCUGCCUGACCUCCAGGUCACAUAUGAAAUUGAUCAUGUGCGACAGGCCAUCGCUGACAGUUGGCCCAUGAACUUUGAUGACACCAAUGCACGCAAUGACUGGGGUUGGAAACAUGACUACGAUCUCCCAGAGUUGGUCCAGACAAUGCUCAACUUUAUCGGCUCAGACUCUCGCAUUGCCCGAGCCAACUGAGUCUGAUCUUGAAUGUUGAAAAUAUGUACAUAUCAAAAAGAAUGAGAGAAGAGAGAUCCAUGGUCUGUAAAUAGUCUUUUCCCUGCUCAAUUGUGUGUCGUCUCUAUAGACCCUUAUUAUCUAGCACUUGAUAACGUAUAAUUGUAUAUUUUAAAAAGGGUCUGGUCUCUCUUUUUCUUGGUUGGGGUAGAAUUCCCUCUUUGAGGGGUUUCUAUCGUUGAUCCACCUGUAUUUUGAAAGCUGAAUAGUGUAAGCGAUUUAAAUGGAAUGGGUUUAAACCCAACAUGAUCCUCUUGUGCGUUGCAUUUAAAAAUAGGAUCACUUUGUCUGUCUUUAGGCAAAAUAAACCAAACAUUUAAUUCCAAAAAUGAAUGUGGCAGCUCUUAAACCAUAUGUUUCCAAAUUCUGCUUUCAAGAUUUCCAAUUUUCUUUCUUUGUUUUAUUUAAAAUAAUUUACUUUUCUGUACCAUUUUGGAGGAAUUCAAUUUAGAUAUGUGGCAAAAAGCUGAUGGUCAUGUUUAGACCGUCUGGUUUAUUAUGAGUUCUUCAUGUAAUAAGAAUUGUUACAAUAUUUCCUCAGUAAAGGAAACAAGUCUAAAGCUGAAGCACAUUUAAAGAGUCAAAAACAUGUGUAUUAAACAGGGUGGGACUUAAAUGGAGGUCCUAAUGGGAAGGAGUGGUCGUCAUGAUAAAUGACGUGUCCUUCUUGGCUGCUUUUGCUCUCUUGUGCACUAUCUAUUUAUUUAGUAUGCUUGCAAGCAAGGCACCAUUGCUGUAUGCAUUAAAAAUGGUCAAUUUGUUUUAUUUCAUUUCUUUUCUUUUUUUUUCGCAAAUCUUGCAUUUGGAAUCUUGCCCAUAAACAUUUGCUUACAGGGAAUAUAUUAUCCCAUUUGAAGGGGAGAGUAGGAAAAUAAAUGUAAAUUAUUUUUUAAUUAAGCUUUGCAUCCACAUUUUUUGUUGUUAUGAUC
Xyrauchen texanus (razorback sucker) is the source of this 2234-nucleotide messenger RNA. Its product is annotated as L-threonine 3-dehydrogenase, mitochondrial-like. Gene Ontology annotation, molecular function: L-threonine 3-dehydrogenase activity. NCBI's taxonomy places the organism in Eukaryota, Metazoa, Chordata, Actinopteri, Cypriniformes, Catostomidae. Gene Ontology annotation, biological process: L-threonine catabolic process. The transcript has 9 exons. Bases 139 to 1266 code for a protein of 375 amino acids. The record is from RefSeq and is a predicted model, not a curated record.